Porites evermanni is the source of this 11663-nucleotide messenger RNA. The record is from the annotation of a GenBank genome assembly. Lineage: Eukaryota; Metazoa; Cnidaria; Anthozoa; Scleractinia; Poritidae.
CCAGAAAAGGGCUUUGAAUAUGAUUUUUACAUCAUACACAGUCGUACGGAUGCGACUGAAUGGGUUCAAAGAAACUUACUACCAACUUUGGAAAUGGAUCAUGGCCUAAAGUGUUACGUUGACGAGAGAGAUUUUGUCCAAGGGAGAACCUUUACUGACAACCGCGUUAAAGACUUCAUCUUAAAGAGCAGAAAAACCAUUGCCGUCUUGUCAAAUGGCUUUCUUAAAAGGAACGUUUGCGUUCAUGAAUUACAAUUAGCUGUCUCUGUUUCACGACAAAGAGGAGAUGAAAGCGUAGUUUUUAUUAAAAUUGAUAAUGUAGAAAUGAAUAUACUUCCCGAACCAUUUAAUGAGAAAAAUUUUAUUGACUUAACAGCGUCAAAGAAAACGUUGGAGGAGGAGCUGUUUCCGUUUUUAGAAGUCCGUGCUAAACAAGGCGUUGAACAAGGUGGGUAGUAUACUUUUGGGUGUGUGAGUGAACAAGAGUACCCCCUCCCCUUCAGAGAUUUUCUCUUUACUCUUAAUAUUCACUUAGAAAACGAGCUAUUGACUGUCGAUUAAAAAUCCUAAAACAAAAUGUAUCGAUUUGUCGCCCAAUCCUUGAAGCUGCGUGUUUUAAGUAUUGUGUUACUGCUAUUAGUUCGUUCAAAUUACGUCAGCCAAGUGAAAACAGUGCAAAAUUGCAGAUGUCAUAAGCUAAAUUUUGGAGUGGACGUAGAAAGCUUAGAGGAGGAAAAGUCCGUUUUUGCUCUCCGUUUUCGAAGUUAUCCUUCCUGAGUACCUGUAAAUGUUUUUCUCUUCUUGCGAACUUUCGGUUUGAUUGAGGGUGCCUGAGGUUCCUUAUAAGCUGAUAUUGAAGUGCGCAACCAAGUAAUUUCAGUGUACCCUGCGAGCAAAGGCUACAUUUUCGCCGGGAGAAAUGGUGUGCAAAAAUUUGUUCACACCACGAAAAUGUAGCCUCUCCUCGAAGGGUAGUUACAGUGUCAACAGAGACAUAUUAAAGUUCUUUAUCAAAAUGGGGAAGAUAAAUAUCAUGAAUUUUUGACAGCGUCUGUCUACUGUCAUUUUAUAAACAAGUAACUUACUACAAUUAGCUUGUCUUUGGAGCACCUCAACUUUAACUUUGAGGUAAGUUUCGGGCUAAGCUAUAAUGAGUUGAUUUUGUUUCAAAAUGGUAUUUUUGCCACAGUACAGCACAGCUAAAGCUAGGCUUCGUCUCUAGCGCGUAAACGUAAAAGUUGAACCUCGCUCAACUUUUACCGACGUUUACGCGCGGCUUUCAGCAUUGCCACUAUUUCAUUUAUGUGCGCACGCACGUAAACAUUAUGCGACUGUGGAAUACCACCCUUACCGAGACAUCCAAGGCCAUUGAGCUUAGGUUAAAGGACGCAUAGGAAGGCCUAUUCCAUCUUUUCAAAAUUACGGCUCACUCAGCACAAUCAUUACCUAUCCUUCUGAUAAAUUAAAGGAGCCUUUCCGGUAUUUAGCUUAUGACCUACCCUUGGUAGUAGAAACGGGUGUGCAUAGAUUAGCUUCCCUAGAAUAGCCUUCUUUAUAACUGUCAUUUAUCACUUCUUCGCAGAUUUCGCUGGCGUCUGUGUCUAGGUUUAAAAUCUGGGCCCGAAAUUAGAACAUGUCAGAAAAGCUUGCAUUCUGCUACAGUGCAGCCAGAUGAUAUUCAUUAUGCACUUAAGGGGCUAUGUCACGCUUUUUGCUGUCUUGUGAAAAGAUAAAUCUUGUCUACGCUUCAUUUAAAUUCCAACCAUUAUGGUCCAAUUUUGUUAUAUGAGACUAUAUUUAAGCAUUGAAAAGCACUGAAACUGUUUCGUGUCGUCUUUUGCAACUGAUGGCAAGGAUGGACAAACAUUGAACCAACCUCUCCAAGUUUUACAACCUAUAUCAUUCACACACACAAUGUAAAAGUACUAUGGCUAGUGCUCCUUCAUGAACUUUGCCGUGGGAUUCUUCAUAACUCUACAGGAACAUUCUGGGUAUGUGUAAAGGCCCUGAGUAAAGACUUCAGCGCAGACCUGUUGACCUGAAAUAGCAAUAUCCUCUCGACAUAGCCCCUUUAAUUAAUGGCAAAUUAUUUUUUUCUUUUUCUUGGAAAUUUAGGAACAGCCAAGGUCAAGGAAUCAAGUCAGCAAGUCUCCUCCAUCUCUUCGGAUCUAAUACUUCCAUCACAACCACCACGACCACUAGUUUCCGACAAAUUAUCAUCAUCAUCUAACAUCGUAUUCGCUGGUCGGGAAAAGGAACACGAAGAUUUUGACAUUCCGCUAGCUUACCAAACCGGGGCAGCGAAAACGUGUAUGAAAAGUUUUGUUUCGUUUUGUUGCUUUUUUUCUGUUCUGUUCUGUUUUGUUUUGUUUUGUUUUUUCAGUCUAUCCAUACAUUUCAUUGCACCUAAUGAUGCCUUUGUUUCAUUUUUUGGUUAUUUACUGCUUAAAAAACGAGCAAGAGUGUAUUAUCCGGUUUAAAAACUCAAGUAAUCUCGUACCCAGAUCUCUUGUUGACGAAGACGAAGGCGGGAUCUGGUCAAAUCUGAUUUGUACACGUGAUUGCCUGUCAGGAAUGUAGCAGGCGUAUUUUGGGCGGGCAAAAGCUGCGUGUUUGCGUUGGUAUUGUUGUAACCGCCAUCUUUGAUGUUAUGACGGACGAAGAUUAGGGAGAGUAAAAAUAGUAACCCUUAGGGCAGGUGCUAGGGCGAAAGAAGGAAAGGGGGGAGGGGAGAAAAAAAAAAGGCGUUUUUUUUUUCUCUCUCCCCGCCCCCUACCCCGCUCCUUUUGACUCGCCCUAUUUUCUCCUCUCUUUUCGAGUUUCAACAUGGCGCUUUCGCAGGCAAAACAUUCGCGCGUCCGAAGAAAACGCCUGCACUGCAGGCUAGCGAUGAAAGAGCGCAUGCUCGAAACAAAUCCUCAAAUUUAGACGUGUUAAACAGCGAAUUUGAGAGAGCCGUAAAGUUUUCUCUCACAAAACGUGGUUAUAAGCAUAUCUUAACUAUGAACCGACAGCUAGUUAGUUUAAAAUUUGAUUAUCAUAACGCACGCUAAACACUAAGCUCAAAGCAGUAAGCGUCACCCUUACAGGAAAAUUUGUGUACCCUUUUCAAAGAUCUUAAUUUUGAUACCGCAAAAUUUAUUUAUUUGAACAGAACUGAAGACUUUGCACACAUAGCGCGCAGGAGGUCGACUACACUCGCAUCAUUCGCUCACAAGUUAGCCAAUUAAAAAAAUUGAAUUUUCUUACUUGACUAGAUCUCGCCUUCGGGUUCCUAAACAACUAGAAAAACAAUAUUUAUUGGCAUUUCCAUGAAUAGAUGGCAUUGCCGAUUACAAUAUUGAUUAUGUCAAGGUAAAGGAAAAAAAGGAAGAAAAGAAAGUAACAUUUAUUAUAUAUUGUAAAUAAUAAUAAUAAUAAUGCCUAAAAUUACACGGAAAAUGCUAACUAUAUUGUAGCUAUGUUUAAUGAUCUACUUUGACGUUUUUCGAAGGCCAGAAAAAUAAAAUGGCUAAGUUUCUUGCAGAUAAAGGAAUCUAUCGUUUGCAAUCAAUGGUUGAAAAUUAGGAUAUUUGUGACUUAUAGAAUCAAUUUUGGCGUGCAGUAUCUCUCGUAUUCUAUCGUUAAUUUAUGAUUGCUUGUUCUAAAUUUUGCCUCUUUGCGUCGGUGGUUUGUGUUUUUUAUAAGCUUCAAGUAAUGAGAUUUCUUGUUUUCUUGUUUGAAAAGAGAGUAAAAUUUUAGUUUCUUAUUUAGUUGAAUGAGAGAGGAUUGAUGUGUUUUAGCUAUCUUAAGAAUGUUUUGUGUCAAUUUAGAUAUCUCUAAUUUAUUUAUUUGUUGAACAUCAUCAAGUCUUGUUGUGUUUGUUCCUUCUUUGCAAAACUGUGAGCGUAUUUGGUAUGCGGAAGAGAUAAAGGAAUGAUUCUCCUGUGUUUGCUAAUGUUAUUGAUAUGAUGAGACGCUGCUUCGCAAUGCUAUUUUCGGGUAGGUCUUCUAAAUGUUGCUAGAACUUGAGGACAUUCAAAUAAAUUGUGGGUUUUAAAGAUGUUUGCCCAACUUCCUUUCGAGGGACAAUAUUGGAAGCCCUUUUGCUUAAUCCAAGAGAGUAUAAUUGAAAUCUUUCUACAGGGUCCUGUUCCCAUUUAUUAAGAUUCAGUUUGUCAUACGCACCCCAUACUUCUGAGGUAUACAAUAAUGUAGGUUUGAACAGUGUGUUAAAAAGUUUGUUGCAAGUAUCAAUUGAUAAUUUUUGGAAGUCAAGAAAACUUUUUGUUGCAAAAAUACAGCGUCUACAUUUUUCGAUCAGUAUUCGCUUUGAAUUUGAGAAGUUAUCAUUAGCACAAAAGGAAAGUCCUAAAUAGGAAUACAUUGUACUCUUGUGAAAUUUCAUCAUCAAUGAAAAAGGAAUAUUUCUCAAGCGUUGAUUUGCGGCAUCGUUUCUCAAAUAUCAUGAUUUUUGUCUUUUUGAGAUUUAUGGAGAGUUUCUAGUUUUUGCAGUAUUGCUGAAAGAUAUUUAGGUUUGUUUGAAGACCAGUAGCACUACUUGAGAAUAAAACUACAUCAUCAGCAUAGAAUAAACAGCUUAAUGGUAUACCAUUUUGGAGAAUAAUUGGGUCAUUAGAAUUGCAUGCUUUUAAUAGAUUGGGAAUUUCAUUUAAAUAUAAAUUGAUUAGCAGAGGGUAAAGAGCACAUCCUUGUCGUACAACUCUUCUAUAGGUAAAAUAAUCAGUUCUUUUGUUCCAACAUUUUAUGCUACAUUUCGUACGUGAAUACAUAUUUAAGAGAAUGUUAUAGCGGAGCUCCAUGCGCGGCGCGAAGCGCCCCGCGUGGGCGGAGCCCCAUAGCUAAUGAAAUGUGAUAAUCUACCCAUCCGAGAAAAUUUGGUAAUCACGUGACCGUACACCGACCGACCGACCGCCCACCCGACCGUCCGUCCGCACCACAGGCAUACCAAUGUAAAAUAACUCAAUCAACAGGUAUGGCAACCCAAAUGCAACUCAAAGUUUUGUUUGGAAGGAAAUCACUUGGCCGCCCGGACUUUUAGAAAGAAAAAACAACAACAAAGUCGUGUCUUUUUCGGCGUUUUUUUUUUGUUUAAAUUAACUUGGAUAACAGAGAAAGAGCUAGAGCGAGUUAUUGAAAACAAAGGACACGAAUUUCGUAGGAAGAAAAACAUGGAAAUUUAAAGCGGCGGUGAGAAAAUGAGAAAUGCUAACGGCCAGCAAGGUGAAAAUGAGCGGCAGUGAAAAACAAAAGCGAACAUGAGCACAGGAAACAAAAUAUUGGGUAAGCACAUACGACAUUUCCUGCAUAAAAAUAAUGUGUAACUAGGACGUUUGACGUUUUAGUCGUACAAAAGAGGGUUGUAGUCGUGCAAAACAACGGCAAGGGAAAGACAAAAAAGCGUGCGGCACGUGCAAAUUUGUUUUUUGCUAAUUAGAAGAAAAAGUGUGCCGCAUUUGCAAUUUGUUUUUCCGCUAAUUAGAUCUACUAGCCUUGAAGCCAUUUUCAUUGUCGUCCCCGUUUGGCAUUACACGAUUUUAUUUUUUUUUGUUUACCUGUAUUAUUAACCAGAGCUUCGCUUUUAGCCCUGGCUAAAUCUAUAUAUUAGACUGAACCCGUUAUGCCGUAAUGUGAAAGUUUCUUAAAUAGUCCAGGGUGCCCUACGGAGUCAAAAGCUAUAAAAUCUAUAAAAAAGCAGAAGAGUUUACCUUUAGGUGUACGGGUUACAUUCUUAUCAAUAAUGGUACGUAAUGAAAAGAGAUGAUCACUAGUGCGAAAUCCUAGGUAGCAAGCUGCGUUGUUGUAUGGAAUUGUGUUAUCUUUGAUUCAAGAUGGAAGAAAAUAAUUUGCUUAAACAGCUAGAGACACAAAUUGUACGGUAGUUCGAAGGAUCAGAUUUGUCACCCGAUUUAUAGAUUGUAGUAAUCAUUCCUUUUGACCAACUUGCAGGGAAAUAGCCAGAUUUUGGGAUAGUGUUAAAAGGAAUGGAUAAUGAGGAUGCAAAGUAAUGAAUACCACAUUUCAACAUUUCGUUGCGAAUUCUAUCUAGGCCAGGUGCCUUUUUAGUUUUAAGUUUUUUGGUAGCGGAUAUGAUGUCAGUUUCAGAAAUGGGGUCAUCAAGUUUGUUUAGAGAAUCAUGAUCACUAGUAGCGGGUCUUCAGAGUUGGAGUGAAGAGUACUAAAAUGGUUGUAUAGUUUAUCAUCGGGAAUCGGGUUGUUGAUUUCUGGAUUGUGGUCGUUUAAACAAGAGAUGUAGGUACGAGAUUGAAACUCGAGAGGAAGCCGAGAGUUUUUUAACCGUCUUGAUAAUACACGAUUGCGAGCUUGUUGAACGGCUUCAAAAUCUCUGAUAUAGACCAGCCCAUUCUUCGCCCCAGGGUGCUUGCGUGACUCAAGCCCGAGCGGCUACAGGGUCUUGGACGCCACUCUGUCUUUGCAAGCUGCAUCGCUGACUUUUCAGUUUUCACUAAAAAUUAACAGAAUUAUAAUCUAGUUAAUUGUCAUUGUUAUUCUUGUUCCACAAUUAAAGAUGGCUCAAGAAUGGCCAUGAGGGAGAACCCACCUUCGAGGUACAGACGAAUUUCAUCUAACAUUGUGAUCAACGGAGAAGAUAAUGUAUUCAAGAUUGGACCAAGCGUUACACUGGCCUGUCCUCCUGGAGCUCUUGAUAGUCGCCUGCAAACCUUGAGUAUAACAUUGCACUUAGACGACCCUUCCAAAUACUAUGAACUAAUUGUUCGGAGGGAUCUUGAAAAUGAUGUCAUGUUUGGUGCACCCGUCAUUAAUAUUGAACCCAGUGGACAUUAUUUUAAGAAACCUUUGACGCUGGCAACAAAAAUUGAGAGUAGAUUUAGAUGUCACGACGUUUUCAUUUUGCACGGAUUUAAGGCCAGGGAAGGAAAUAUUACUUGGCAUGACAUAACUCACAACUCGAGGAUUGAUGACGCAGGUGCAGGAGUAGACAUUGAAAUUUAUCAUUUCUCACUCAUUGCGAUUUUGUUAAGAUUAGGCAGAUCUACUUUGCUUUGUACCAAAGACAUUGUAUCAAGGCUCAACUUGGUACCUUUUAAUUACACGUUGUCUGUGUUGCUAAAGAGCAAUCCCUCUUCAGUGCAUGAUGAACUUGCCCUUCUGUUUGUUAGCCAAGAUGUCUACUGUGAGCAAUUCUAUAGAGAAGACGAGACGUCGUCUGCUUUGAUGCAACUUAAAAAAGAAGGAUUCAAAGAACUGCACGUACGUUGCAUUGCUAGCGAGGAGGAAAAAAGCAUCUACAACAAUGAAACCCUUCAGAUUAAAAUUCGCCUUGGGGAAGACUACAAGCUAGCCAACAAGGAGCAAGAAAGUAUUUGUUUGACCGUAAAUUCUUAUGAUUGGUGGCAUGAAGGAAAAGUUAUGAGAAUUCCUCUUGAGUGGAAAAAAGAUGUUAGAAGUCUGUGUGGGAAGGUCAGCGUGACAGGAGAGUAUGGACAUACAAGUGAGAGGCAUUUCAGAGAACGGGGUUAGUGUGAGAGCUUUGACAUCUUAAGCACACGAUAACCUAUAUUUUAUGAAAGAAUUUUUGACAUUGUUGAAGAAGUGAUGCGCAUAUUGACAUUGAAUUCAAACAUUGAAAGCAAUACGUAGAGUUAUAAUAUAACAUCCUAAAGCAUCCUAAAUGCUAGUACAAUAUUUUUCUUUUCACAGAACUGUGUGGCUAUGUAAGAAGCCUACUAGGUGUAGAGGGAGUUAUUUUCAAUGUUAUUCCUAUUGCUCAAUUGCUUGGGAUUCCCGAAGAGUCCGUUAAUCAAAUUGCUAAAUCUCAAAACGAUGAAGACGAAGAUCUGGAAAUGAUUUUAAAGGACUGGUCAAAGGAGAGAGAUUUCGUUGAUAACCUUGCUGUUCUCAGGAAAAGUCUCGAAAGCCUAAAAAAAAAGGGUAAGUUGUCCAAAAUGUUCGUUCUCUUGUAGGUCCUGGAUGGUCAUAAAACUGUAGUUAUGUUGCCAAAAGAACAAAAUUACUAUUCAAAUUACAUCGUUAACUAUACAUUUUUUUCUUUCUAUUGGAUUUCUUCUCUACUAACUUUAACUUGCGCCAGUUACAAAGGAAUGAUUAUCCGGCUUUUAAAAAUGUCGGUAGCUUUGCUACCACGGAACGAACACGGAAAGGAAAUUACUCAGAAGAUUUAUAGCGACUAAUACACAUUAAACUCACUUACAACAUAUAGCACACUACCUCUGUGUACUUACUUUGCCCUUAGCAUGUUUGUUUAGCAUAGAUAUCCAAUCUAUUCUCCCUAUGUUUGAGCCCAUUUUAGAUAAAAACGAUAUAUAUUAAACGCAAGGGAUGGGAGUUAAUAGAGUUGUAAAUCGGAGUUAUAUACACUGGCUUUCAAAAAGGUUUUCAUAUAGGGAGAUAUGUAUUGAUAAAUAUCCUUUUGUUUUCUUGCACGUACGCCCGUGUGCAUUUUUCACCCGUUAUUGUCCAACUUGUGAAAAAACUUAAUCAUCGAUAAAAUUUUUCUUCGUAGGCUUCUUUGUUCCAAUUUGAAAAGAACAUGUCGUUUGAAGUUUUUAAAAAAGGCAUGCGCCGGCCCUGCAAUACAAAUUUGCAACAGCGAAUUAUAAGGCUGAUUUAAGGCGUAACACAAAAACGAUUUUUUCAACAAAUUAUUCUGUGUCGUUCUGUAGAAACAGAAGUCAUCGAAUUGGUAGACGAAAUGUCAUGGCAUCUAUAGAUGUUUUUCACAUUGACGUCAUAAAAUUGUAAAGUCAAAAUAGCGAGGUUUUACGAAUUCUUAUUUACACUAGGUUGAAGAUAAACAAAAAGUAAAUCUUUGUACAAGUUUCCAUUCCCGUUGCAUGUUUCAUUUAGAAAAUACAACAAUUUGAACUUCCGAGUUUUCACAGUGCGUGACACCAAAAUGGGAAUGCUGUCUCGUUGAAAUAAAGUCUCUCCUCUUGAUAAGAUUUUCAGCAGUUUAUAACCAUUUCAAGUAUUAGAAGAUAUGUUUAUGCGCUCGUAUGCUAGUUCUCGAGUGAAAAGACAGAGCUUUUAUAGAAGCCCUGAACUCUUGAUUUCCGGCAGCCAUAUUGGUGCACCAAAACGGUGCAUCAAUAUGGCGUCUCCAUACAAAGCUCUACAAAGGUCCGUGAAACGUCGUGAAACGUUUCGGCAAAUAACUUAGAAACUGUGGGCCACAAAGACCUUAGACUUGAACAAAUUGUUUAUAUAUUGGUCUUUUAUAACAUUUCCUUUUUCUUGGCUUCUUCCACAGGACGGUUUUCAAUUUAUUUUUUUGUUGCUUGACAGUGAAAACGAUCUAUAGCAAGAAGCGAAGCAUUUUUAGUGAUGAGAGUGAGAGAGUGCGUGCUAAAGAGAAACAGUAAACUAACUUGAAAACAUUUGAGGCCGAGAGUUUACUCUGUCUUCAGUGAGGCGUUGCUUUUCAAGCUGUGAUUUACACGAAAAAAGGAGACCUAAAUAUAUAUAACCAGCUCAUCUAGAUCUACUUCUAUGAACCUCGUUAACGUCUUGCUUGGUCCGUUUUAAUCAACUGCUACAAUAUUGUUGCUUCAGAUCCCACAUAUUCAAUAUCGCGAACAUUAUCCAACCUUGCAUCUUCCCUCUCAGAAAAAAAAGUCAACGGUGUCAAAAACACUUUUUUUUUUCAUUUCAUCUGCGUUGUUGUAAAAAUCAAAAUCUUUGAGGUUUUCCCCCUUAUCCUGUAACAACAACAAUUAUAUAACCUACAACUGACCGAGUUCCGCAUUCUUUACGGAAAAUAUUCGUCAAUCGUGCACUCGUUUUUUUGUCAAACUGGAACAAAGAACCUGACGAAGAGUAACUUUAUCCUUGAACCGAGAUUUUUCACAUGUUGGACAAUGACAAGUGAAAAAUGCACACAGCUUACGUGCAAGAAAACAAAAGUAUAUAUAUCUAUCUCUGUAUGAAAACCUUUUUGAAAACGGAUGUAUAUAUAUAUAUAUAUUCCUUAGACGAAUAUUUUUGUCUUUUUAUAAUAUGUCUAGUAAAUUGCCUUUUGCUGAAAAAGCUUUUGAACGCCUCCUUUUUAUAUCUUCCAAGAUUUAAGUUAAUUCCGUUCAUCUAUAAAAAAAUUCUCAGUAGCGAAAACUAAUGAUUAGAGCCACUUAUCACUGCCCCCCCUUCUGAUAGGUUUCGUUUUUUAAUAUUUAUUCUCACCAGAUAUCAAAGUAACACAAAGAGGACAGAUGUAUAUAAGGCACGUAAGAAAACUUGCACGCAAAAUCUCGGGUUUGCAAUGCAUGAAUGCUGAUUCACAGAGCUAUUUCAUUCACAAAAUACAAGCCCUUUCCAAGUCUGUGUUCAGGGACUGUUGCAUUGAAUUAGAAAGUUCUUCCGACGAUGUUGAAAGAGCAGCCUCCUUUACAAAUCACGCAGAGUAUCUCAUUCAGUCAAUGGAGAUUCUUCGUCCAAUCCCAGAAGAUAUUGCAGAAAAGUACCAUCAAUUACACGAAGAGUCGUCGCACGAAUCCAUGAUCAAAACGUUUAUGGUGAUUGUCCCUUACCUGAUUCAGAACAUAAAGGAUAUCUUUAUAGAGGACGGGAUGUCAGAAGUUCCCCAAAAUGGCUUAAGAGGGCUUCCUAAGGACAAACUGGGCAAUUUUGUGUCUGCUUUGCGGAAUGCUGAAGAAAACGACAAUUUGCCCCUGCUUAUUUGCGAGUUCUGCAAUAUUCUUGAGCAAUUGUGCAUGGCAAAUUAUGACCGUAAUCAGCCAAACACAGAAAUUGAAAAAUGGAGCAAAAGUCUGGCAGUUGUCCCAAUGCUGAACUUUCUGAAGCCGUUUUUCCAGUGCUGUCGGCAAGAUAUAAGAUCGCACAAGAGACUUGACCUGUUUUCUUGCAGCAUUAAAGACAUCAUGGCCAACCGUGAUAAAAUUGAUGAUUUCUCUGUACAUGAUCUCUCUAAUGUUUUAUUGAGUCUGAUUCAUUUCGCAAAGUUUGAUCCCUCAAAACUAGUGAGGUUUGAACUAAGUGACUCAGAAAAUGUUCCUUUGUCUUGCUCCCGUGAAGGAGUCAAGUAUGACCAAUUCUUUAACACGUACUCUGAGUUGUUCCGCAUCAAGAAACGGUCCAACGAUGAGCUUCACCUACAUGCCUUCGCACGUGUGUACGUCAAUGGAGAUACCUAUUCAAAAGGAACUUUUCAGUCAACAGCCAUGCUAGCAGCUUCGAGCAAGAAUGCUCUCAAAGAAUGUGUAACCUGUUUUCACGAUGUCACAGUAGUGCUGACGGAAGUCAAAGGUUCGGAGAAUCUCCGCGUUGGCUUUUUUGCUGCACACAAGGAGAAACUGUUAGAGCUAUUAGACGUCCUGAGAAAAGAAUUGCGGGAGCACAUAGUAGAUUUGAACAGGUCAGAAGUCACACAGUGCCCUCUUUCGAUGCGAAGUGUAACAUCAAAGACAGAUGCGGUUCUUAGUCUGCGUUUAGUUUACCAAUGGGGGUCUGAGGCAGUUUUUCUUGACAGCAAAGAUUUCGUGAUGUCUAUUCCAAGUACAUCCCACGUACCACGUGUGGGUAAGUUCAAAGUAUUCGUGGUCACGGUGUUCUUUGCGAAUCAGAUUCGCCGUUUCUUGUUCACGUUUUUGACCGCAGAUAGUGAGAGGUACAACAUAUUCUACACUGACCCUACUUUACAUCCAUGA